AUGGUUGUAUGGUGGGGUUGGAAGUGGAGGUGCGGCAAUGUGUUUGGAGAGAACCAGAGAUGCAGAGAUCGGGUUCAGUUUGUUAGAGAGCUUGUGGCGGAGGUAUGGAAGGCUAACAAGAUAACCAGAGGUAACACGGGACCUAAGCUGCGGACGGAGAGGCAGAUCGGUUGGGAGGCUCCUGCUGCUCAUUGGUUCAAACUAAAUACGAACGGAGCGUCACAUGGGAACCCUGGUUUAGCCACGGCUGGAGGAGUGCUUCGAGAUGGGAAUGGACGGUGGUGCAGUGGUUUUUCUCUGAAUAUUGGGAGAUGCUCUGCUCCACUUGCGGAAUUGUGGGGUGCUUAUUAUGGUUUAGUUAUGGCGUGGGAGAAGAAGAUCCUGAGGUUGGUUCUAGAGGUGGACUCGGAGUUGGUGGUGGGUUUUCUGGUGAGAGGGAUUCAAGACUCGCAUCCCUUAUCCUUCCUGGUACUGCUGUGUCAUGGCUUUCUAUCAAAGGACUGGUCUGUCCGUGUUACUCAUGUGUUCUGUGAAGCUAAUCGCCUUGCAGACGGUUUGGCAACUUAUGCGUUUUCCUUGCCUUUAGGUUUUCAUCUACUUGAUGUUGUUCCCCCAUCUUUGGAGUUGGUCCGAUGGGAAGAUGAGAUUGGGAUUACACGUCCUAGAGAUGUAGUAUUGUAG
Messenger RNA from Microthlaspi erraticum, 681 nucleotides. NCBI's taxonomy places the organism in Eukaryota, Viridiplantae, Streptophyta, Magnoliopsida, Brassicales, Brassicaceae. The record is from the annotation of a GenBank genome assembly.